Messenger RNA from Esox lucius (northern pike), 2009 nucleotides. It is a transcript of the gene parvg, whose product is annotated as parvin, gamma. Gene Ontology annotation, biological process: substrate adhesion-dependent cell spreading; actin cytoskeleton organization; establishment or maintenance of cell polarity. Lineage: Eukaryota; Metazoa; Chordata; Actinopteri; Esociformes; Esocidae. Bases 847 to 1809 code for a protein of 320 amino acids. The transcript has 12 exons. Gene Ontology annotation, molecular function: actin binding. The record is from RefSeq and is a predicted model, not a curated record. Gene Ontology annotation, cellular component: focal adhesion; actin cytoskeleton; cytoplasm.
AACCACUGUCUCAAAAGAGGAAGUGCUCACUGUUUAUUUCUAUUCUUUCACAUCCUGUCAUUUCUCUUUUAAACAGUUUACGCUUUCAUUCUCACAUUUAGUUUUUUGCAGACAAUUAGUUUUUUCCGGAAUUCUAUGAAGUUAGUUUUUGCGGCAAUCCUGUGAUCCGUUUCAGUAUAACUUCUUGUCAGAUUGAAUGUAUUUCUCUGUGUGCCACGGCAAUUUUGAUUGAUUCCGUGUUUAUGUCAGUCAGGAAUUUGUACUUAGCAGUUCUCCAAUUCGGCCUGCUUGGUGCUACUGAUCUGAAGGUAAGGUUUAUUGGUUUGGACAUUUGAUGAAAGUUUGUGUCAACCUCAGGCAGAGAUGCCCUGGGAGAGUUCACGACAGACUGAGGUUGCAUAGCAAAAUCUCCCUCUACAUUCUCAGUGAAACAAUCGGACAUAUUUUUGGUCGCACUGCAUUCCAGUAAGGCUAGUAUUCUGUCUAGCUACCGUCUGAGUUUGCUUUUGAUUUAUUUUGUUUUAUUCCCCAGGAUCAACACAAAGCGUUCAGAUGAACAGUAUCAUGUAGAGCUGAAUUAGGACUUCAUAGUUAUAAGGUUAUGUUGGCUCUGUUUCUGAAGUUUGUGUGUGCUCAGCCUAGGCAGCAGUGAAACCACAAAGAAGGAAGUGACCAAGGAAAUCUACCAAAUCAAAUGCCGGCCCUGUUUCAGUUUUCAUAUCACAGGUUUUGAAAUGACCCUCACUUUAAUUGAACUGAGUUUAAACUAUGCUGAAUUAUUAAUAACAUCCCAGGCAAGACUGAUACCAGGAACAGUUGUUUGAUAUCUUGCUCACUAAAGGAGAUAUGGAGGAUAUUUCUGAUAAGAAGCUGCAGAACGAAACUGAGGGCAUUGAGUUUUUUCCGGGUGAGAAGAGGAAAAUUAUUCAGCCGACUUCUUUGAAAGAUCCCAAACUUGAAAAGUUAAAAGUUGUCUUAGUUGACUGGAUCAACAGGACUUUAAAAGUGGAACACAUUGUGGUACAGAACCUGGAAGAAGAUCUCUUCGAUGGCCUCAUCCUCCACCACCUUCUAGGGAAGCUAGCUGGUGUGCAUCUGUCCGUGGAGGAGAUUGCGUUGACCAGCUCCGCUCAGAUCCGUAAGCUGGAAAUGAUCCUGGAGGCUCUGAAUGAGAAACUGGGGCUGCAGGACGACUCCCCCGCUAGGUGGAGCGUCAAACUCAUUCACAGUAAAGAUUUGCUGGCCACUCUCCAUCUCCUGGUUGCCAUAGUGAGGUGUUUUCAGCCUGAUCUGGAGCUCCCCCUGAACGUCAGUGUGGAAGUUGUCCUGUUGGAGGUCAACAGAAACGGAAUCAAAUCAGAAAAGAAAACAGAGAUUCUCACAGACGCAAGCGGUGAUUCAACUACAGAUUCGCAGAGCAGUUCAGACCUUGAGGACCCCAUCGAGCAGCUGCUGAAUCUUGACUCCCACAAGGUCAACAUUGUAAAGCAGGCCAUCAUGCACUUUGUCAACAAGAAGAUGUCAGCCCUGGGACUACAGGUGACAGACAUGGAGAAACAGUUUGCAGAUGGUGUGAUACUCCUGUUGCUGAUCGGACAGUUGGAAGGGUUCUUCAUUCCACUCCAUGAGUUCAACCUUACGCCAGUGAACCAUGCAGAGAUGCUCCACAAUGUGACCCUGGCCAUGGAGCACCUCAAUGACAUGGGGUUACCUGUGUCCAACGUCGACCCCCAAGAUAUAGUUUCUCAGCAGAUGACUGCCAUUUUGAAGGUCCUCUAUGCCCUUUUCAAGAAGCACAAGAGCAGAUGAGUAUGGGAAGAUAAUAGAGGAAGACAUUAGGCGGUUAACAUUCCGGACGUCAUUACCCUGAGGUCUUUCCCGACAUGUCCAGAGUCGGAUGCAUAUUCCCUGUGUGAAAGAUGAAAUUACAUUCAUUUUUAUAUCUGAUGUUGAUUUUGUGUAAAGCUUUGUUUACUUUGUAUCAAUAAAAAUCUAUGUUGAUGCCGAAA